Molecule: messenger RNA, 321 nt
Organism: Gregarina niphandrodes
Lineage: Eukaryota; Apicomplexa; Conoidasida; Eugregarinorida; Gregarinidae
Exons: 1
Coding region: 1-321 (106 amino acids)
Source: RefSeq, a predicted model, not a curated record
AUGCCUGAUCACCUUAAAUCGUGGCAUGUCGCCAAUCUCGGCCACCUAAUCGAGUCAUACCGUUUCUCAGAAGAGGCCAUCGACAUGCUCGAGGCGGAUGCCACCCAGCUAAUCUCAAAGUCAGAAAGCUGCAGGUUUCAUGUCAAGAGAGAUUACUACAUCGGCAGCUACGCACAAGCCUACGUUGUGCUCGAAGGCGCUGACAGUGCUGGAAGCUCCAGGCUGCACCUUGCUGCUGUCCCCUACUGCCUCAUCGCGAAAGAUUCGAAGGACGCCUCGGCUCGAGAGAAUAAGAAGCAAGUGAGAACCGAUGCAGGCUGA